CUGACGCGCCACAACGUAACAGAGACGCUACCCUCACUCGUCCCACAGCUGACUGAAGUGUGUGUGAGAGACAUUGUGAAAGAAGGCACAAUGAAGGAAUCCAUCGAGGGGAUUGAGAGGUUUGACAGUCCGGGGAAAGGACGGGGGCUCCGCGUCACCAAAGCCUUCAAAGUGGGAGAGCUUCUCUUCUCCUGUCCGGCGUACUCCUGCGUGCUGUCGGUCAAAGAGCGGGGCUGCUACUGCGAGUUCUGCUUCAACAGGAAGGAGCGCUUGGCAAGAUGUGGCAAGUGCAAGAAGGCCUUUUAUUGCAAUGCCAGCUGCCAGAAAGGGGACUGGGCCAUGCACAAACUGGAGUGCUCAGCAAUGAUUGCAUUUGGAGAGAACUGGUGUCCAUCAGAGACGGUUCGCCUGGUGGCCAGAAUCCUGGCCAAGAAGAAAGCGCAGAAGGACAGAUGUGCGUCUGAGAAGCUGCUGCUGAUCGGAGAGAUACAAUCACAUGUGGAGGAUAUUGACAAUAAGAGGAGAGAGAUGAACGAAGGAGACAUCGCUGGUCUGCAUCACUUCUACUCAAAACACUUGGACUUCCCUGACCACAGUGACCUGCUCUUGCUUUUCUCACAGGUCGCUUGUAAUGGUUUCACUGUGGAGGAUGAAGAACUGUACCAUAUGGGCACUGCACUCUACCCAGAUGUGGCACUCAUAAACCACAGCUGUCUUCCCAGUGUCAUAGUCACAUACAACGGGACGAUGGCUGAGGUGCGGGCGGUGCAGGACAUGAAUCCUGGGGAUGAGGUACUCAUCAGCUACAUAGACCUUCUCUAUCCAACAGAUGACCGCAAUGACAGGUUGAGAGAGUCAUACUACUUCACCUGUGACUGCCAGGAAUGUAAAACCAAGUCCAAAGACAAAGUGAAGUUGAAAGUGCAUAAGCGGUCUGACCCCAUCAAUCCGGAGGUCAUCAGCAACAUGGUCCGCUAUGGGAGGAAUGCCGUCAGAGAGUUUCGAGCUGCCAAGCACCAGAAAUCUCCCAGUGAGUUACUGGAGAUAUGCGAGCGGAGCCUUGACAAGAUGGGAGCAGUGUUUGAUGACUCCAAUGUGUACAUGCUCCACAUGAUGUACCAGGCCAUGGGGGUGUGUCUCUACAUGGAGGAUUUGGAUGGAGCCAUCAGCUACGGCGAGAAGAUCCUCAAACCUUAUUGCCAGCUGUAUCCCGCCUACUCUCUGAAUGUGUCCUCCAUGUACCUGAAGCUGGGCAGGCUCUACCUGGCACUAGACAGACACUCUACGGGGCUCAGCGCUCUCAAGAAGGCUCUGGCUAUAAUGGAGGUGGCUCACGGGAAGGAUCAUCAAUACCUCACAGCGCUGCGCAAAGAGAUAGCUUCUCAAAAAUGAAGAGAAAGGGGAAAAAUGAAAAUAUGGCCUGUCCCAAUGGACUGCAUCCACUGCAACAAAUGGAGCAUUCACAGAGCUAUAGGCACUUUCUUCUUUCAUUAGUAUGAAGCAAAGAUGGAGUAAGUUUUUAUGAGUUGAUAUUUAUCUUAGGACAGCUGUAAAAUUGUAUGUAUGGACACUAUGAAGUUGUUGAGUGCAGAAUACUUUUGUACUAGGCAGAUUUUAAUGUUCAUGUGUGGGAUAUUAUGUCAAUGAACUUUGUUUUUUCCCAGUUG
This is a messenger RNA of Myripristis murdjan (pinecone soldierfish), 1667 nucleotides long. RefSeq names its product SET and MYND domain containing 2b (gene smyd2b). Gene Ontology annotation, cellular component: nucleus. Gene Ontology annotation, molecular function: protein binding. The transcript has 12 exons. NCBI's taxonomy places the organism in Eukaryota, Metazoa, Chordata, Actinopteri, Holocentriformes, Holocentridae. Bases 91 to 1392 code for a protein of 433 amino acids. The record is from RefSeq and is a predicted model, not a curated record.